AUGUUAUCCACACCUAGUAGUCUUUGUUUUAUUUUAGAGUUUCACAAUAUGGAAUUAAGCCAUCGUGUCCCGUUUUUACCCAAGGUUUCUGAAGUUUAUAGUCGAAAUACAAAUGGUGAUAAGUCAUUCUUGAAACGCAAUAUUGUAAAUGGGCAGUCAAAACUUCAAUGGAUUUUACUAUCCAUUAUUGUAGUUGCUUUCUCAACAUUACUACUAAUUAGCGUGUAUUAUUUCUUUUUCCGUUCAUUUUCUUUUGGGAACAUGAGUUUGGACAUUGAUAUGUUGGAGGUGAAAAAAUGUCCUGGAUGUGCUGGACAGUCUAUUUGUCCACAUUUUUAUCGUGGAGAAAUUCGAUUCACUAGUAGUCAAACUAAUAUUUUUCAAUCUACCAAAGAUGGGUUAUCCUUUCCUGUUGUUGGAUACAAAGCUACUAUGGGUCUUUAUGAAAAUACUAGAUAUGUUCUUCUUCGCCGUCUUGGAAGUCCAGCCACGCCAUAUGCCGUUGAUGAAGCUGUUUGUCGACGAGGUUUGAGACAAGGUUCUCAUAUGUUUUCACAGUCUCUUCUAGCUAAUCUUUCUUGUAUACCACAUCUUUCGAUUUGGCGCUGGCGCCCAACAAAUGCUGAUAAUCAUGAUCCAUUUAGUAACUCAGUAGAAUCUCCGCUUGGCAGAGAAGUUCUGGCAGUUCCAAUUCCUUCACUAAAUCAAAAAAGUGUGGAAAAUAAAAGUGUUGUAAAAUCAAGUUUUGCUCCAGCCACACGGUGUUCUAGCGAUCGUUUGUUUGAACAUCUUCAAAAGAGAUUUUUAGAACGAACAAGCUUUGGAGCUGAAACUCGUUGGUUACGUUUUGAUGAAUUGAUGUUCCUUUUUAAUUUGGCAAUCGAUCCUCAAAGUGUAAUCAUACAAUCGUUUCCACGCAAAGAAAAUUGGCCUUUUCCAAGUUAUUUAGGCUCUUGUGGACGCUGGUCUGUUGAAGAAUAUCAUGGUGUACCACUUAGCUAUUUCUGUUUGGCUCCUCUAUGGAUAAGAUUACAGAUUUUGUUAAAUAUUCUCAGUCUACCAGAGAAAUUAGAGCAUCAAUCUGCUGAUGAAAUGAAUCAUGGUAGUUUUAUUCAUGAUAUGCAUAAACAUAAUUCAUCUGAUGGUUAUACAAUAUACCUUGGAGAUUUUGAUUUAAACUCAUUAUUUCUAGUAGAUCCUACAACAUAUGAUGUAACCAUUUCAAAUUUAAGACAUGCAAUUAUUGUUGACACAAAAACAUUAAUUAACUUUCAUUUUAAAUCGACCAUUGAAAAAGAACAUACUGUACCAACUAAUGCUUUAGUUAAAGUACUCAAUGGUUUACAAUUACACAAUUGUUUUGGUAAUAUAUCUACUUCAGGUGAUACAGAUGGUGAUACACCACCAUGUUUACAUACUAAUCAUGUUGAUAAUUUAUGCUCAUAUCAAAAAUCGGAUCAUAAUAUCUGGGUUAUAUGUACUAGUUUAUUAUACGGUGUUAAUAGUAAAGAUAAUAAUCAUUGUAAUAAUUUUCUCUAUCAAAUGCCAAAUGAAUUAUAUACACUUAUUGAACGUUGUGUUCAUGAAUCGGGAAUUGGUGUAAGACGUCAAUUAAUUGAAAAAGCUCGUCAUUUAAUCAAACAAAAUAUUUGACAUGUUAACUUGUCUCUUCUUCAAUUAAUUUAGUUUAUAUAAAAUUAAGUCAUUCACCGCGUGUGUGUGUGUGUGUUUGACUGUUUUUUAUUCAUUUAUUU
Messenger RNA from Schistosoma curassoni, 1754 nucleotides. NCBI's taxonomy places the organism in Eukaryota, Metazoa, Platyhelminthes, Trematoda, Strigeidida, Schistosomatidae. The record is from the annotation of a GenBank genome assembly.